Euleptes europaea (tarantolino) is the source of this 777-nucleotide messenger RNA. RefSeq names its product ribosomal protein S8 (gene RPS8). Gene Ontology annotation, molecular function: structural constituent of ribosome. Gene Ontology annotation, cellular component: ribosome; cytosolic small ribosomal subunit. Gene Ontology annotation, biological process: maturation of SSU-rRNA from tricistronic rRNA transcript (SSU-rRNA, 5.8S rRNA, LSU-rRNA); translation. The transcript is spliced from 6 exons. NCBI's taxonomy places the organism in Eukaryota, Metazoa, Chordata, Lepidosauria, Squamata, Sphaerodactylidae. The record is from RefSeq and is a predicted model, not a curated record. The coding region runs from base 103 to 729 and encodes 208 amino acids.
AAAGGAAUCGCGUAGCGUAGAGUGUCGCGAGAUGUCACGCGAGAGAAACCGCCCCGUGAUGCUUUGCGGCCUUCUCUUUGCAGUCGGCGCCUCCGGAGAAGGAUGGGUAUCUCCAGGGACAACUGGCACAAGCGCCGCAAGACUGGGGGGAAGAGGAAGCCCUACCAUAAGAAGAGGAAGUAUGAGUUGGGGCGACCCCCUGCCAAUACCAAAAUUGGCCCCAGGAGAAUUCACACAGUAAGAGUACGUGGUGGGAAUAAGAAAUACCGUGCUCUGCGCCUGGAUGUUGGAAACUUCUCUUGGGGGUCUGAAUGCUGUACCCGCAAAACAAGAAUCAUCGACGUGGUGUACAAUGCAUCCAACAACGAGCUGGUGCGCACAAAGACCCUGGUGAAAAACUGCAUUGUACUGAUUGACAGCACACCAUACAGACAGUGGUAUGAAGCCCACUACGCCUUGCCCCUUGGGCGUAAAAAGGGUGCCAAGCUGACUCCUGAGGAGGAAGAAAUCUUAAACAAGAAGCGUUCAAAGAAAAUUCAGAAGAAGUAUGAUGAGCGGAAAAAGAAUGCCAAGAUCAGUAGUCUUCUGGAGGAGCAAUUCCAGCAAGGAAAGUUACUUGCUUGCAUUGCCUCCAGGCCUGGACAGUGUGGCCGAGCAGAUGGCUACAUUCUGGAAGGCAAAGAACUAGAAUUCUACCUGAGGAAGAUCAAGGCCAGGAAAGGCAAAUGAACACUCGCUGGAGGGGCUCAAUAAAUAAUUCCAGAUUCUUGUUAUAAA